Molecule: messenger RNA, 3175 nt
Organism: Fundulus heteroclitus (mummichog)
Lineage: Eukaryota; Metazoa; Chordata; Actinopteri; Cyprinodontiformes; Fundulidae
Product: gastrula zinc finger protein XlCGF57.1-like
Exons: 3
Coding region: 90-1562 (490 amino acids)
Biological process (GO): regulation of transcription by RNA polymerase II
Cellular component (GO): nucleus
Molecular function (GO): DNA-binding transcription factor activity, RNA polymerase II-specific; RNA polymerase II cis-regulatory region sequence-specific DNA binding
Source: RefSeq, a predicted model, not a curated record
UCAAACCCGGAAGCAGACUGUCUGGUUCUGUUAGCAGAGUUAGCUUUGUUGUGUCUUCUUAUCUGAGUGUUUGUGUCUCUGCAGCAACAAUGUCUUCAUCUCAGUCUCUGAGAGAGUUUAUCAGGGAGCGACUGACCGCUGCUGCUGAAGAAAUAUUCACAGAGUUUGAUAAAACCAUCGUCCACUACGAGGAAGAGCUGGAUCGUCAGCGCAGACUGCUGGAAAUCUGCUACAAACCCCAGAUAAACCUGCAGAGAAUAGUCUCUUGUUUACAAAGCCGAGCCAGUGUCAUAGAUCAACUGGAGGCGAGAUCAACUGGUGGUGGCAGCUGGAAAACGCAGAUGAGUCUAAAGGUUCUCCCACAGCAUUAUAUUUGGAAGGAGGAGGAGGUUCCCACUGAACAUCACAUCUGCAGCCAAGAGAGUAACUCCAGUUUGGACCAAGAAGAGCCACAAUCUUUUUUGACAGAGGAGGAACUGAAGAAACCCAAAUCUCAACAGAUAAAAGAGAGCAGGGCUAAACUAGAACCACCACAAAUAAAGGAGGAACCACAGCAUCCAGCAAUAAAGAACGAAGAGGAGCAACUCUAUAUUAGUCUGGAGAAAGAGCAGCUGGGACAGCAGCAGUCAACUGAUUCCUUUACAGUAGUUGCUGUUUACAAGGAAACAGACCACAGGGUACCAGAAUCAUACAAGGACCAACUCAUCGCUCAGAUUUUCUCUGAGUCUGAGAAACAAAAACAGGAAAGGAGCGACCUUGAAGAUUCAGAAUCAAGUACUGAUGAAGAAAAUAAGAGCUUUCAGCAAAUCAGAUGUGAUGUAGAGGAUCUGGUCAACACAGAAGUGGAAAGACGGGAGACAGUACACACAAAUGACAAUAUUUCAGCUUGUAAAAUUUGUGGUAAAAGUUUUGCUAAGAAGCUUUUAAGUGAUCACAUGAGAAUUCACACUUGUGAGAAACCUUUCUCAUGUCUGACUUGUGGAAAAAGUUUUACAAUGCAGGCACUCUUAAAGCUUCACAUAAAAUCUCACACAGGUGAGAAGCCGUUCUCAUGUUUGACAGGUGGAAAAAACUUCAGUAAUCGAGCGAGAUUAUACCGGCAUACAAGAACCGAUAGAGAUGAAAAGCCUUUUUCCUGUAUGACUUGUGGAAAAUGUUUUAAUCGCAAAAGUCAUUUAACUGAUCACAUGAAAACUCACACGGGUGAGAAACCUUUCUCAUGUAUGACAUGUGGAAAAAAAUUUCAUAUAAAAGCAAGUUUAUCUCGGCACAAAAUAAUCCACACAGGCGAGAAGCCUUUUUCCUGUAUGACUUGUGGAAAACGUUUUAAUCGCAAAAGUAAUUUCAUGGUUCACAUUAAAACUCACACAGGUGAGAAACCUUUCUCAUGUAUGACAUGUGGAAAAACUUUCAGCAUAAAAGGAAAUUUAUCUCGCCACUUAAAAUCGCAUACAGGGGAGAAGCCUUUCUCAUGUUUGUAUUGCGGAAGAAAUUUCCGUGAUAGACCAAGUUUUUCUCAGCACAUAAAAAUCCAUACAGGCAAAAAGUGUUUUUCUGUAUGAUUUUUGGACUAUUUUAAUGGGGCAUUCUUCAAAUUAUGUCACAUUUGCCCAGAAACAUUCCGGUUUCCCGGCUGAUUGGACAAGCAGACGGCAGAGCAAAUGUAGAGACCACAUUCAGGUGUCUGCUCAGAUUCCACAGUAAAGUCCUCUCUGUUAAAAGCUCGUAUCCAACAGUGACAUUUCUGGGCAAUCCUUCGAGGUUUUGAAAAAUCCACGGGGAGAAAAACUCCCUUCAUGUGGUCACGAUCAUCAUAUUAUUGUGUAUCAGAGUCCAGUACUGCAGAUGUAAUCAUCCUGCCCUCUGCCCAUGAUGGGUUUUGAUAUGAUUUGUUAAUAUUCUCGUAAAAUAUUUAGUGCAGUUUCUCUUAUUAGUUUUCUGCUAGAACUUUAAUGCAGUGUUGUGCUGUUGCUUCAAGAAUGUAAAUGUUUUAUUUUGAACGUUAAAUUAUUUCUUGGUGUGUGUUUUAUCUGCUCUCUGCCCAGCUAUCUUUCUUGGUUCGCUGUCUGGGCACAACAUUCAAGUAGCUUAACAGCAAUACUCAAUUUCUCUGUUACUGUAAACAUCAUUGUACUGUAACUGCUCAAAAACACAAAUCUGGAUUGGUUAGAGUACCAAAAUAAUCUGUAAUGCUCUGUAGCAAAGAUAGACAUCCAUAGAUGUCAAUCUUAACCUGCAGUGGCUCACACCUUUUCAUUCAGUUUCAGCAUUAAGUUUAAUUUAGCUCACAUCUUUUCAGUUAAAGUGAACUUGAUCAAACUGAAAAAAUAUUUUGCUGUUCUCAUAGAUUUAAAAAAAUAUCUUUGGAACAUUUGUUUAAAGCCAUGUAUCCCACAAAUAUUAGCAAGGAUGGAAAAAGUUUCAUUGUACAGUUAGUUAUUUUUAAAAAGAAAAAAAAGCAUUAUGAAGGGUUAAAAUAAUUUCUUUACUAACUGUAUAUGAUGUAAAAUGACAUGUUAUGUAUUGUAGUUUGCUGUAUGUUGGCUAAACUUUAUUACCAUGCAUAUAGGGUCCCAUUUGUGAAGUUACACAGUCAGUUUUUUGGGUAAUUUAGCCUUUCAUAUGAGAUAAUUUUUUAUCAUAUACUUUAUAUAUAGAUUUCACAGUUUGUAAGAAAAUACUUGAUUAGAAGCUAAAUAUUUAGUUUGCAAACUAUUUUAUAUAAUUAUUUUAAUAUUUAGCUAAAAAUGUAGCUAUUUAGGAUCUACAGUAGGGAGCUUUUCCCAAUUUCCAGGGACAGUCCCCUUUUUCAAACCCCCUGAAUUUGUUUGAGUGAGAACCAAAUGUUGUGCCCAACAAUAUAUAUUUUGAUUGCUGGUCAUGCUGAUGUUAGCAAUAUAGAAAGUAUUACAACCAGAGUUAAGCUUGCCGUUAUGCCACACCUGUUAUCCCUGUGCUCCCCAACAGCUUAAUCUACUAUAUCGUUGUCAUAUAGAUUGUAAUUUGAAAAAUGAUGUUAAUGACUGGAUUGUAUCCUGGCUACCCUGCUAUCCUCACCAAGUUUGUUGUGUUUUGUUUAUUUUAUUUUUUAAAGAGUUAAAUCAGGAAUGAAAGCAAAAACAAUGUAAUGUAAGUAAGCUAUUGUACUUGCUUUCUCAAUAAACAAGUUAAUAUG